GGCAGCACAGUGAAAACGGUGGUAAUUGUUAUUGUUAGCAUAGUUAUUCAGUUAAUGCAAGUCAAUGGUGCAGGUGUGCAUCAAAGAAAACACGUUUGAAUUUUAAACGCAGUGCUGUUCAAGCUGCAAACAGCAUAACGACACUUGCAACAGAGCGGAAAUAUGAACGAUGCAGAGACCCCCACCACGACUCGGAAGCAUGGGACUGGAAGUUCACGCGAGCUUCAGGCUCCUAAGAACGAAGAGUCUUAUGAGAUCUCCAUUCCGUUUGAGGAGAACAACUUUGAGCCAUCUGCCGGAUUUUACAACCAGAAUGAACAGAACUUUGAAGGUGCUGAAGCCCCAGCCCCGGGCAGCUCCUACCUGCUGAUCACAAACCUGCGCACACAGCUGCAGAUCUCCCUGGAGAAAAACUCAUGGUUGCAGAAGCGCAUCGAGGACCUGGAGGAGGAGAGGGACUUCCUGCGGUGCCAGCUGGACCGCUUCAUCUCCUGCACCAAGAGCCAGGAGAGCAAUGGAAACGACUGCAGAAGCUUCUCCUGGAAGCGACGGCGAGAGAGUGAGCGAGACCAACAGUCUGAUGGCCAAAGACCUGCCACCCGCCAAUCAUUCCAACAGAGGCCCGCCUCCCAGCCUUCAGCCAACUCCAAAGCUAUGGGCUCUGGACCAGCCAAUAAUCAGAUGGGCUCCAUCUUUGGGUCCUCCCACUCUCAGUCCCUCAGCAGCAGCUGCGUUAACAACAGAUCAAUGAAUGACCUGUCAGAGUCUCUCUCACUCAUUGGAGAUGAGGAAGCAGAGUUUCUGGAGGACAACUAUCUGGAGGAAGAGGAAAUGAUGUCAGGACAGGAUAUGAUGUCUGAGACCAUGACUUUGCGCAACAUGGGGGCAGGUGGACAGAACAACAGUGGCAUGAAGAGGAGACGGGUGUUCCGCAUUUCUCGGGGAAGGGAGCGACAGAGAGUCAAAGAUCCUACGGGGGUGCUGUUCCGCUACAAGAAGAUCCUGGUGACCUAUCAGCGCCUGAAGAACAUGUCCAAGGCCUUUCAGAUCCACGGCGUGGACCGCAACACGGUGGCGUCCACCACGCCUAUUGCGGAGCUGCUGCUGGUCGCCCCGGAGAAGGUGGCGGAGGUCGGGGAGUUCGACCCGUCCAAGGAGAAGCUGCUGGACUACGCCCGCCGCUGCUUCAUCGCCCUGGACCCACAGACCCUCAGCAAAGUGCAGGCCCUGAAGAAGAACAACUUGCUGCUGCCCAUCUCGUACAGGUUGAAAAGCACAGACCCCCCACGGUAGUGGUCUCCUGUGGGUCCCGUCCUUCCUAAUGCAUCACACUGUAUUCUAAUGUCCCUCCAUGGACCUCUCCUCCUCUCAUCCUCCGUACCAUACUGAUACAACCCACAGCCGUGGAGGUACUGAGCAUCAAUACUGGAGUCGGUUGACGUACCAGCCCCCCAGCCCUGCGUACUGUGAUGUACUCUCCUACUGGUCUGUGUGUGUAUGUAUGUAUGUAUGUGUGUAUCCUCAGCUGAAGCUCUCCUUUCCAUAGCUUUUACCAGGGGCUUGUGUUUUGCAGUUACGGUCCCUUAAAACACUGGUUUCCCGCCGCGGCCCCUGUCAUGGUGAAUUUAGUAGAUGUAGGCAUUUGGGAGAGCUUCACAGAUCUGUUGCAUCAUUGACUGAUAGAAUGCCUAGUUUUAUUGUAACUCUGUUUGAGAUGGUAACAAGCUUAAUGUCGAAUGUAAUGUCACACGCAGUCUCAAGUGAAAUUUUUAUUGGCUGUUUUUUUUUUUUUUCUUUGUUUUUAUUCAGUUUUAGGGACCUAUGUUUAUUGAAACGUUUUCAGUGGACUACGUCGUUGGAGUGUAGAUUUUGAAAAGUACCUUUACUGAUUAUGUACAUGCAGCCAUUAGAUGGCCACAAACACACUCCUCUGACCCAACCUUAUAUAUCGGCCAUUUUUGAAAUACCUCAGUGUUUUAGGCUAUUUUUAAGUUGAAUUUUUAUUUUUGUACUGGGACCUCAAUACAGGUAAUGUUGGUGACGGGAUACAGUUUUUACAAUCUUCCUCUCACACACACAGGGAAGCAUUACAACCUCAAACCUUUGUAAUAUGCCAUGCUAGGAGCACCAGUUGAUUGAGCUGCAGUGUGCUUGUCGUAGUAUGUCAUGAGCUAACAGAGACGGGUGCUGACUGAGUGCAAUGCUCAUAUUUAGAGACCUCAGAUCUGAAUGUGCGCAGCUAACUUCGUAGCUCGGGACGGUGGCAUUAACGGUUAGUGAGACACACUCAGGUUCACGCUCUGUUUUUGUAAGCAUGUUUCUCCUCCGUCAUCAUCAAGUCGCCCAGUAGACCUUCGCUAUUAGUAUGUCAUUGAAUAUUAGCCAGCAGUGGUACUGCCCUCUGUUUUACCAGUGUGUGUGUGUGUUUGUGUGUGUGUGUGUGUGCGCAGGUGUAUUUGUGAAUGUGUGAACGCAGGCAAUCUCAACUGGUUCUGAAUUAGCUGGACAUGGUUUUUAGUUUUGCAGACUAUCUUUUGUACAUUUUUCUUUUGAGAAAGAGAGUAGAGGGACGCUUUCUAGGGAGACAAAAUGGACAGCAACACUUAAAGGGCCCAGUAUACGCAAGGCAUGUGUUGGUGUGAUGUGAAAAUGACGUUGAUCCCACUUCCGAGUAACAGGACACCACGAAGGUUGUUAUCUCACUUAUCAUCCUGUUGCCACUAUGUCAGUAGUCAUGCCUUCAGUUUAUAGCACGCAAAGGAAACAAGCAAUUUGGUUUAAAAAGAGUAACAACUUUCUUUGGCCCUUACAGUGAUCAUGUUGGACCAACCAUUGGCCUUCUGUGGUUGUUCUAGAUACCAUUUAUAAGCAUUGAUAUGGAAAAAACUUUUUUUUAGCAGAUCUACUUCAUAGGUGUCCCGUUAUUUAGAAUAACAGGACACAAAGCAAUCAGAAGAGUAUUUCUUUUCUCUGGGUGAUAAAUAAAUGUAACAGUCUAAUUAACUCAUGCAACGCGGAAAAAAGUAGUGCAUUUAGAUUUUUUUAAGUUAAUUUUAAUUUGAAUGGAGAUCAGGGGGUAAGUGGUUUGUGGUUAACCUGACUUUCGCCAGAUCCUGUAGUUCGCUGUCUGCUUCACACAAGGAUCUGGGACUUCUCGAUAGGAGAUGUAUUUCUGAAGGCGGGUCCUUGUAAAACAUCCUCGCAUGUGAUUUGAUAAACCACUUGCCUGUUAUCUUGAAUGACGUGCUAGGCUUCUUCAAGCUCUUGCCAAACCCGGUCGGAAGAAGAGUAAAAACAUCCUUGCCACCAAUAAAUGUCUUCAAAACUAUUCUCUGUUAAUCUUUUAAAGAAUGAAUACUCGAUAGAUUCGACAAAACGGUUUAAAUAGCAGAAUCAAUGUCAGCACAAGACUCCUCGCUGCGUGCCGCCAUUGUUAUUUGAAUCAAACACUCGCUUCGGCGCUCCUGAUUGGUUGCUCAUUUUUUGAUCACUGGCAGGGGUUUGGAUUGCCCUCGCGUCCAGACCCUUGUGCGGAGCUCAGCCUCUGGUGGAGCAUGGCGGAACUACAAGGGUCUGGCGAGAGUCAGGCUAGUUUGUGGUAGAAUUGGAGCUGAUUUGUAAACUGGAAUCAUGAAGUUUGAAUAGUCUGUUGGAGUAGUUAAUGAAGUUACCAGCAAGUAUAGCAGCACAGCAGAAUUGGGAGAAAUUAACUAGGAACUAGGGACAUAGCAAUAAUCCAGCAAGAGGUAUUGAAAAGAUUCAUUUUAAACCAGUUGCUGUACUGCUUAGACGGCUCCAGUCCUGGAAAAAAAACCCCACAAAGUUCCUCGAUACAGUCAGCUGGUCCUCUCUUUUUUUCUUCUUCUCCUUUAUUGGUGUAGUCGUUACCGAUAGCCUUUCCAUUGAAAGGACACCUCUCAGGAGAAGACUACUUGUGAAUAUUGGUCUGAUGCCCCAGUGACACCACAAUUUGCACACACCGAGACCACUGCUUUGGGUAUACUGAGCCCCUAAAUCUGGUAGAUUACUAUGGACUAGUUCAACUGUUGCUUGGUUAGUUAAGUGACUGACUGUCUAAAAGUUAGUUUGGUUUUAUCACUGACGUCAGUUCAAUGUCUGCCAUCAUUGAUUACGGGUCGGGGACUCCAGUCUUCCUCAGGAACCAGUCAAUUCCAGAAAUAAUCCAGGCUGAAGCGGAGACACUAGUGUUUCAUUUUCUUUGAUUUUCCCUCUGCUUGUAACUACAGUCUUUUCUGCAGAAUCUAGUCCCCCCCCCUCCAUUCAACUAUUGCAAUUGUAAUUGUAAUUGCAGAGUGUCUUCUUAAGAAUAAGAUGGUUGUCAGAUGGAAGGACCUUUUUAAUACCUUGUCAAUUUUAAUGAUUGUUGUGACACUAAAGCAUUUGGUUUCCUCAAGAAUCUGCCGCAGUCUGAAAAAAAAAAGACCUCUUCAUCUGGCCUUACUAUCUUGUCCUUGUUUUGACGAUGAGUUGUCCGUGUACUCACUUGUGUGGUGACCGCUCUAGUGGCUGGCCUCACCUGUCAGGAAUGUAUGUAUUGAUUGAAACAUUCGAUCCAUGUUGUGAAUUUAUUGACCUUGUGUGAUGACGACUAUCUCAGUGUUCUACUGAAUUUGCAUUGAAAUUUCCCAUUAACCACGUGCACAAGGCCAGCUCUCAGUGGCUUUCAGGAGCUUGUUGUAAAUAAAAAAAAUAUUAGAAUGCAAA
This is a messenger RNA of Sardina pilchardus (European sardine), 4725 nucleotides long. It is a transcript of the gene ccdc106a, whose product is annotated as coiled-coil domain containing 106a. Lineage: Eukaryota; Metazoa; Chordata; Actinopteri; Clupeiformes; Clupeidae. Gene Ontology annotation, cellular component: nucleoplasm. The record is from RefSeq and is a predicted model, not a curated record. The transcript is spliced from 9 exons. Bases 163 to 1293 code for a protein of 376 amino acids.